AUAUGAUAAAAAAUUGAACACAAAAUAGGCCUUACUUUGUGCAAAUUUCCAUGAUAACAAGAUGGAUAGUAUUACCAUAUGCUUGUUUCUCUUAAUGCUUAUGGCAUCAGUGAGUCCAUCAACUGCAGCUCCUUCUCAGAUUGUGACACAUGAUUUACUGCCAAGAUCAUCAGCGAGUCAGGUCAGCUGUACCUUUGAUUAUGGACUUUGUAACUGGAUAGAGGAUACAACAGACAAUUUCGACUGGAUACGAAAAAAAUUUGGAACAAGCACCAAGUACUGGGCCUCAGGCAGACCAUUCAGGGACUGGCUACUAUGUAUAUAUAGAAUCAUCUGCUCCAAGCAGGACAGGUGAUAAAGCACGCUUGAUUAGCCCAGAAAUAUCGCCAAAUCAACAAGGACGAAGUUGUUUCAACUUCUGGUAUAACAUGUAUGGUAGUGGUAUUGGAGUACUUAAUGUAUAUGUACAGUCUGGACCGUCAUUGCCAUCAUCUCCCAUCUGGUACAAAAAAGGUAACCAGAGCAAUCUAUGGCUGGAAGGUAGUAUCAACAUUACAGCGGAUAAACCAUUUUUGAUAAUACUGGAAGGACUACGAGGAAAUAGUUAUCAUGGUGAUAUAGCAGUAGAUGAUGUAGAACUUACGGAAGGAUCAUGUGGAAGUAGGCUUACAGGUGUACCCGCAACUUCUAUUAGUGUCUCCAAGAGUGCUGACAAAGCGAUUCUUGGGAAUAACACAUUUGCUUUCUCCUGCAAAUACAUUAUUCCAUUGCAAGCUCAACUGUAUGCAGUAGAGGUACAGAGAAAAAGGAAAGAUGAAUCAAAUUUCACAACUGUAGUGACAUUCCAAAAUCAGUUUAGUCAAUUUAAUGUAACUUAUCAAGACAUGUCAUUGGAAUCCAGGACUGAAGGAAUAAGACCAACAACAGAGAACAAUUCUACUGCUGGUCUCGUGUUCAGGAAUAUAGAAUGUUCUGAUAAGGCUGAAUAUAAAUGUAAGGUGUACUAUUCUGACGGAACGAACCAAAGUAUUGAGAAUACCACUGAAAUAGCUGUGAAAGCACAGACUAUGUUUUCACAAAAAGGUCGUAUUACAUACUUCCCAAACACAAAUUUAACAGAGGGCGAAGAAGUCGUCUUCACCUGUGAGGGAGAUGUAGGCAGUGAGCCAGUAGGGGAUAUUGCUUGGUUUUAUUACCUUAAUAACGAUACCACAAAUGCUGUCGAUGUAACAUCUGAUGCGUCGUCAACAGUUUCAGUAUACAAGGAAAAUAUGUGCUCUUAUACACGUACCUCUGUGUUACGAUUAAACAUGACAGAGGACCUCAAUAAUGUUACAGUGAGGUGCACAGCACAACAGAACGUUUUCAGCCAGACUGGUGAUGGCUAUGUUCAAACUAAUACGAUUCCUGUUCAAUUGUUUUAUUCACCUAAGAUCGACCUCAUGGCAAAUGAAACACAUACAGAAGGACCUGGAGCUUUGACCCUUCGCUGUACUGCAGACUCUUAUCCCGCACCUGACUAUGUUUGGCUACUACCGGAUGGAUCAGGGAGUCUGGGAUCUUAUUUGGAACUCAGGAAUCUUACCGUAGGAAACUCGGGAUUAUACAUGUGUAUUGCACACAAUUUUUUCAAAGGUGAAAAUCAUACAACAAACACAACAACUUAUGUACGCGUUGAAAAAGCUCCAACACCGGUAACAGAGGUCAUCACUACCACACCUUCUUUGAUUCAAACAACAUCUACUAAAGAUUAUUACACUCUGAAGGAAGCUAUACAUGUGGUAUGCACUAACUAUCACUGGAAUAUUACGGUGGAAAUGGACAAAAUACGGAACACCUACCCAACAGCAAGGGCAUCUGAUAUAUACCUUGGAGAGAAUAAAUGUAAAGGUGUGCAAAAUGGUGACCUUCUAAUAUUUCAACAUGACCUUUCCGAAUGCUUAACAAGUGAACUGCUUGUCAACGGAAUUGAAGUGUAUAACAACGAAUUGAUUUAUGCGGAACACGAUCCUGUAUACCUGUUUAUAGUGCUUCACUAUAACUGGACAGUUGGAGUAGAAUGUGACAUAAGACAGAACGGAACUGCUAUAGGUGGAUUUCCCAGUAAUGCGACCAGCGCAAUAGCUUAUAAUGUCAGUAGUCCCCAAUACCCCGUCAGCGUGUCAUUUUACAAAGAUCAGGAUUUCAUCCACGAAAUUGGUAAAGGAAACCCUUUGCAUGCUGAGAUAGGCUCGCACGUCUACGCCAAGGUGUUUACAACAGCCACUGACUGGAACAUCAGGAUGCGAGUACACACGUGUUACACAAAACCGACUGAGCAUGCGCAUGACCAUAUGAAGUAUUUUCUGAUAAAGAAUGGGUGUGAGGUAAACACGAACACGCAUAUAAUUUCCCAAUCUACGCAUGAGACAAGAUUUGUGUUUGAUAGUUUCGAGUACUCAAACAGCCAUGAAGAGAUAUAUGUGUUUUGUGAUGCCCUAUUCUGUAACUCCUCCGACUGGUCUGCCCAGUGUCGUCAAACGUGCAACCCAGUAACAUAAGGGAAUCUUGCAAACUGACAAGCAGAAAAAAAAUUAAUGAUUACGAACACAUUUCAUAAUGUAAUCGAUUCUAGUUUACUCGUUAUUUACGGAUUUUAAGUAGUUAUUUCAAUGUAGAAUGUCUAAACAUGAUUAUUUGGUAAUUAAAUAUACCCCCACAAACGAAGUGAGCUUGUCGGUCAGAUGGUCGGUCUGUCUGUCAGUCCGUUUGUUUUCAUGGUUUCCGGACAAUAUAUUAUAAAAGGUUUGACAGAUUUAAAUGAUUUUGGUACACAGGUGUAAAAUCCUAAAAUACAGGUCAAUUUCGACUUUGUCUACAAACCACCAUUUUCUGAUGUAGUAACGGCCCCUUUCCAACUUAAAAAAUGCCAAACUCAUGGUUUUAGGACAAUAAGUGAUGAAAGGCAUGACAGAUUUAAAUGAUUUUUGGUACACAGUUGUAACAUCAUAAAAUACAGGUCAAGUUCGACUUUGGCUACAAACCACCAAUUUUUUGACGUAGUUAUGGCCUCUUUCCAACUAAAAAUUUGCCAUACUUCUGUGGCAAAGCUGUAUUGUAUUGUGGGGGGUAUUAUUCGUCACUCCUGUGACAGUUCUAGUUUAAAAAUCUCUUUUAUUCAUUUGGAAUGUUUUUUUUUUCGUAAAAGCCAUUCAGCAUGUUCAGGAAAUGAAUUUAGGAGAAAAGACAUGUGCAUGUAUUGGAGCGGAAAUAUAGAUAAGAUACCUCGGGAAUGUUUGAAUUGCGGUUUUGAUUUUCAUUUCUAAUGAAUCAUAUGAUGUUAUGGAGGAUUUAUUUUUUCAUUUUCCAACAUUCAUUUAACAAGUCCGAUUAUUUGCAGAAAUCCUAAAAUAAUCUAGCAUUGUCUAGAAGUGGCAAGAAAAGAAGAAGAUAUUAAUGUUCUUUUAUGUUCUACUUUUGGCUGGAUUCUAUCUAAAAUCUUUAAAAACAUGACAGGUUGAUUAUUAUUGUAUGUUAUCUCUCAUUGUUUCUUCUUUCUUUUAUCGUUGGACGUUCGACAGUUGAUUAGCGAUGCAGACACAACGGUGUUUGACAGUCACUG
This is a messenger RNA of Mercenaria mercenaria, 3601 nucleotides long. RefSeq lists its product as uncharacterized. Bases 429 to 2540 code for a protein of 703 amino acids. The record is from RefSeq and is a predicted model, not a curated record. Gene Ontology annotation, biological process: nervous system development. Gene Ontology annotation, cellular component: membrane. The transcript has 11 exons. NCBI's taxonomy places the organism in Eukaryota, Metazoa, Mollusca, Bivalvia, Venerida, Veneridae.